CUCGUGCAAGUAAUAUCAAAUCAAACCAAAUCAAACCAACGCACACCAGAAGUUCGAAUCAAAGACUCAUGAUCUAGGAGGAGGCACGCUGGAGAAAGACAUCCCGCAACACGCACAUCCCACACUUGUUCCAUUCUUGCACCCACACCCAGCGAUCCAUGUCGCCAGGGGUGAACCACCCCCCUUCUUCUCCUUCCUUCGUGUACCCUUUUUCCUGUCUCUGUGACGACCUGGUUUGCUCUCUGCUCGCUCGCCUUGUCUUUCCCAUCACACCCCCCUCCCAUAUCGGGAGCUCCACAGGCCCAGGUGAUGCUCCUUAUUUCCCUUUCGCCGGUCUCUUGUUCAUCGAUUUUCUCCACUGCCCAUAUGUCCGUCUGCCCGUUUCUUUUGACUCUGGGUCGUCAAAACCCCUCCCUACUGAAUUACGCCGUAUGCCCUGCGCUUUUCAAUCCGAGGCGUUUUGGAUUCCCAUACAGAGUACUCUGUACAGAACUUGACAACUCGAAUCUCAGGACGCCCAGUGCCACCACCACCACCAACGCCGCCAGUGGCCACCGCACCCUGCCCGGCCCCCAGUCAGCCCAGCUCAGCCCAGUUCAUCAUCAUCACCGGGGCGCCCCCAUCCCUGGCUCGCGCGCGCCCGUGUAUGUGUUUGUGUGUGUCCUCGGAAAGGGUCUACCCUGACACUCUUCUGCUCAGGGCUCUCUCUCUCUCUCUCUGCUUCUCUCUAAGUCGUCUCCCCUAAAAGAGUCACAGUCCACCAAGAAGAACAGCAACGGCGGUAACGGCAAUAGCAGCAACAACACACACACACACACACACACACACACACACCCCCUCCCCUACUAUUUAGGCCACUCGUACCGGGUUCAGAUCGCCACUUGUGCCGUCACGUCAGAACCUCCCCCCCCGCAACCUUCUUUUCCCUCUAAAAGACCACCCCCCCUACCGACUGCCUGCCUUUUCCCCUUCAAAGAGCCUCUUCCGCACACCCUCCCUCCCCCUUCCCCAUUCCCUCUGAUCUGUUUGAACCCUAUCCUACCUUGCCUUGAACCAUCCCGCCAGAACGCCAUACCGCAAUGGCGCUAUAACUGUGCAAGGCCUGAUCACUUGGCCGCCGUCGGAACAAUUCUCCUGCAGCGUAUCCGUUCUACAUCCAUACCCAUUCGCGGCUGUUCUUCCACAGCACCAACACUAUCGACACCGUAUUUCCCACUCCUACACUAACCAUGCUCGACAAGAGGAGCAACGACGGCGCUACAUCCGUCCACUACACCAUGAAGACUUCCCAUUCAGCGCCCAGGCCCUCGCCGGGCCUGCGAUCUUCCCACAGCCACUCGCACUCGCAAUCCAAACUCGCAGUCCCUGCGGCAAAGAGCCCGAAGCCCUCUACACCAGCCGCAUCCCCCAGGAUGCCUUAUUCCGUCGGCCAGUCGAUGCCUCCCCAGAAGCUUUCUCCUGCGAGACAUUCGGAGUCGAGAGCUGCGAGUCCAAACUACUUCGGCCUCGUCGUCGAACAGUCGGCCGACCCCAGAGAUUCCUCCGCCAUGCCACGAGACAACUGGAGCUCCCCGACCUCGUCCGUCAAGUCGUUCGGCACUGCGCUGCCCAAGCAGGUCCCCAUCGAUGCCAACCCCGAUUACGAGGCCUUCAAACGCCAGGCCGACCUGAAUCGUGGCAUCGGCUUCAGCCUCUCCUCUUCUCACUUCCCCCAAGCGCCCCCAAACCCCACGACGCUUCGUCCUCGCCCCCCGAGGUGGAACACCCAUGCCAGCGACACUGGCUCCGAAUUACCCAUGUCUAGAGUGAACAAAGACCGACCUAUGAGCCGCAUGGAGGUUGAUCACCAGAGCUCUCACGACUCGGCCUACGUCUCGUCAGAUUCGAAGCGCAACUCGCAAGCCUCGAUACAGCCACCCGCCAUUUUGAACCUGAACUUGCCAAGAUUCGAGUCACCGACGCAAUCGGAUUCGCCUUUCGAUCGUAGAACAACAUUAUCCAAUGUCGAGGACCGCCAUCCGAGGCUGUCCAUCUCGCAGAACAAGGUCGAUGGCCCGACGCCGAGCAAUGCUAGAACAAACCAUCCGCGAGCCGAGACGCUGCCGCCGACCAUGGAAAGCGGCCCAUCUUUGAUAACUCCAUCGCAACUGAGAGAUUUGAUCGAGACUGAUGACUCCGCGGGCGACCUGCUGCUUCUGGAUCUGAGAGUUUCUCAGCAGUACGCGCAAGCCCGGAUCGAAGGCGCGCUUAACCUUUGCAUUCCAACGACGCUACUGAAGCGAGCCACUUUCAACUUGGAGAAGCUGCAGAAGACAUUCCAAAGUCCCGACAUGGAAGAGCGGUUCUCGAAGUGGAAGUCGACCAAGCACCUUGUCGUCUAUGAUGCGUAUUCGGCAGAAAAGCGUGACGCUGUUUCGUGUAUGAACAUGGUAAAGAAGUUCACAAAUGAGGGGUACACGGGCGGCAUGUACAUCCUGCGGGGUGGCUUCAACGCCUUUGCGGAUGCGUAUCCCGAGCUCGUGGAUGAGGGGUACGGUCCCUUGGCGAGCGGCAGUUCCCCAGCGGCAGCCAAUGAUGAAAGUCGGCCCGGAAUCGCGCCCGUUAUUGGAGGCGUGAUGCUGCCCAUGGCUCAGAACAACGCCAACCCUUUCUUCUCCAACAUCCGUCAAAACAUGGACCUCGCCGACGGCGUCGGUCAGCUGGACGUUGCUCGGCCCGCGGGCUUGGAGUCGCCAACAUUGCCCCGAUGGCUACGAGACGCUUCCAAGCCGAGUGACCACGGCAAACAGGUAUCGGAGAAGUUUUUGAAUAUUGAAAGAGCUGAGCAGUCACGGAUGAAGGCUGCAUACUCUAUGUUUGGCGGAGGUGAGAAGGACAAGAGCGUCCCACAGCUUUGUGGCAUCGAAAAGGGUGGCAAGAACCGGUACAAGGACAUUCUACCUUUCGAGCACGCCCGAGUCAGACUGCAAAGCCGGUCCGAAGGCGCAUGCGACUACGUCAAUGCUAGCCACGUAAAAGCAUCGAGGAGCAACAAGCGAUAUAUUGCUACCCAGGGCCCUCUCCCAGCAACUUUUGAGGAUUUCUGGUCCGUUGUCUGGGAACAGGACGUUCGAGUGGUCGUCAUGCUGACCGCCGAGUCGGAAGGUGGCCAGCUCAAGUGCCACCCGUAUUGGCAAGGCAGAGAUUUUGGCUCCAUCAAACUGAAGCCGCUGUCGGAGAAGAAAGUGUCGCUUGAUUUCGACAGGCAUCGCACCAACCAGGGAUCGAGUGCGCCAUCAGCGGCAGCCGCUGCUGAAGCUGGCCGUCGCCGUGCCAACACGACAACCACUCUGGAGGCUUCGAAUGUCACCGCCUCGCCCAUGCCGGCACAGGGAGAGACGCCAUAUGUCAUCGUCCGGAAGUUUGCUCUGUCUCACGCUUCGCACCCGUUCGCCCCCAUGCGUGAGAUAACUCAUCUGCACUAUCCAUCCUGGCCAGAUUUUGGCGCCCCUGCUCAGCCGUCUCAUCUGUUGGCCUUGGUGGAGAUGGCCAAUGUCAUGCAACGGUCGGCGAGGCCUGUCGACACUUCCUCAGUAACUGCCUCUGGAACAUCUCCCGAGCCUGGCUCUGUCGCUUGGUAUGAUGAGCCGGAGAUGGAUCAGAGGGCAAGACCGAUGCUGGUACACUGCUCAGCAGGAUGUGGCCGAACCGGAACCUUCUGUACAGUAGACACUGUUAUCGACAUGCUUAAGCGUCAGCGGCUCGCAAAGACGAACACAAAGCCGGUCAGGAAGCGGGACUCGGAUGGAGACAUCAAAAUGAGCGGACAAUCCGAGGAACCGUCUCCUCGUGAGAAGACAUUUGAUUUCAACCCCAGCAGCCGUCGCCAGAGUGCCGAUGCGCGGCGGAACUCACCGGAUAAGACUCCAUUGGAUACGGCAUGGGUGGCGGAUGACAGCGAUACUAUGGACCUCAUCCAGAAAACUGUGGAGGAUUUCCGGAACCAAAGACUGAGUAUGGUACAAAGCCUGCGCCAAUACGUCUUGUGCUACGAGACGAUUGUUGAGUAUGUGUGGCGAGUGCAUGAGAAGAAUUCGAGCUUGAACAAGGCCGGAAGAGCUCGAAGUGGAAGCUUGCAGAUCAGAGGGGACAACUAAUUACGAUUCGUCCAUCGACAGGAAUGGUUGGGACAGCGGAGAGACUCGUGUGGAAUCGUCAAGCGAUACCCUUAUGAACGGCGGAAGGAUGCUAGCAUCAGCGAGUAAUGGGAAGCAUUCUGCAUUUUUGUUUUUCGACGGCAACAGGCAACACCAGAUACACUGACCCAGGGUACAGGGCCAUGGGUCAUGGGGCAUGAUGUUGGGCGUUGGGGAUAUCUUGAGCUGCAUUUAUUCACGAUACAUGGGUUUACUCGAACAUGUGCCCAAUGGCACCGGCAUGUUGGGAUGCGGCUGUGAUCGAUCCCUGGAAUUGUACAACUAGAGGCGAUGGGUGAACAAGACAAAGAAAGCAUGAGAUGUCUGCUUCGGCGGGUGUCUCGUUGACCAUGACUAUC
Molecule: messenger RNA, 4534 nt
Organism: Colletotrichum destructivum
Lineage: Eukaryota; Fungi; Ascomycota; Sordariomycetes; Glomerellales; Glomerellaceae
Product: Putative tyrosine-specific protein phosphatase
Exons: 2
Coding region: 1230-4136 (968 amino acids)
Biological process (GO): protein dephosphorylation
Molecular function (GO): protein tyrosine phosphatase activity
Source: RefSeq, a predicted model, not a curated record